This is a messenger RNA of Acanthopagrus latus (yellowfin seabream), 2717 nucleotides long. It is a transcript of the gene ankrd33bb, whose product is annotated as ankyrin repeat domain 33Bb. Lineage: Eukaryota; Metazoa; Chordata; Actinopteri; Spariformes; Sparidae. The record is from RefSeq and is a predicted model, not a curated record. Bases 233 to 1825 code for a protein of 530 amino acids. The transcript has 5 exons. Gene Ontology annotation, molecular function: protein binding.
UGUCUAUUGAUCUCAUGCCAACCCUGUGACCUCUGAUGACCCUUAUCUCUUGGGAAAACUGGCAGAGACAGAAACAGAGAGAUGUCAGUACCCUGACAGGAUUAGAUAUUCUGUUGUCUAGGAUGUCACUGAAUCUGCGGCAGGGAAAUGAACAAACUCUAGGGUCCUCCUAGAAAUUUCCUGGCACACCCAAAAAAUUUAGAAAAAUUUGUGGGGGCAGGGGAAGAGUUAAAUGGUGUCAAUAACAGAGGAACAAGUUGAAGCUUCAAAGGUUCAAGAGAAUGGAGUUGCCAGACAUGUGCGACUGGGUGAGACUGAGUUUAGCACCAAUAAAAUUGCUGUGGAUAAACCAGUCAUGUCCAUCACCAAUGUUGACGAAAAUGGGUAUGAGUCUGAGGUGUCAGGAGAGAACGAUUACGUGGAGAGUGAAGUUGAUUACACACGAAACUAUUGGGAGGAUGAGGACGAUAUCUACCAGGAGUUUGAGGAGUUGGACUUCGAGGCCCUGCCAGAUCGCUCGGACACGCGGAGCAUUGCCUCUGAUGAUUCUUUCUAUCCCCCAGAUAAUUCCAUUAUGUCCUUCAUGUACCGCUCAGAGAGCCCUGACAGCCCACAGCCCAUUUCCUUCUUUAAAGCCUGCUGCAACAACAAUGCAAUCAUCGUCAAGAUUAUGAUCAGACAAGGAGUGACCGAAGACGAAGUUAGAGAGACGGAUAGGAACAGAAGAUCCGGCCUGAUCGUGGCGUGCUACCAUGGCUACGUGGACGUGGUCAUCGCCCUCUCUCAGUGCCCGUAUGUUGACGUCAACUGGCAGGACAACGAGGGCAACACCGCUCUUAUUACUGCAGCACAAGCAGGUCAUAUGAUCAUCUCUCACUACCUACUCAACUAUUUCCCUGGACUGGACAUCGAGAGGAGGAACUGUCACGGGUUUACAGCUUUAAUGAAGGCUGCCAUGCAGGGCAGGGCUGAGGUUGUCCGAGCUCUCAUGCUGGCUGGAAGUGAUAUUCAGGCACGGGACAACGGCCGCAAUAUGACACCCAGGGACUGGGCUCUCUUCACUGGCCGAUACGAGACCGCGUUUCUGAUGUAUAGGCUGAUGUCAAAGCCCUGUGCCGAGCAGUUCUGUGACUCCUUCUCCAUGGAGUGGCCCAUGCUCGAGGAGCUGGUGGCCCAGGCCCAAGAACCAAAGUCCUGCUGGAGACAUUUGAUCAACCUCCUGUCCUGCUGCUGCCCUUACAGGUUUUACAUCAAAAACAAGGUUAACCCUGUGGAUGAUGGUGUUCUUGACCACAUGGUCCAGGUCACCACCAGUAUCUCCAGUCCAUUCAUUGCGACAGCUUGCCGCACGGUUUGUCCGGGCAGCCCGCCGUGCAUCGGAAAGCGUCGUCACGCUGUCCAGGAGAUCCUGAGGAGGCAGCGCGUGGCUGAGCUCAAGCAAAUGGGUCCCGACAGACUGAACAACUACAAGAGAUUUUUCCAGAACUCCCGGAUCCUCCUCAUCCCCAAGGCGAGGGAUCGGAGGUCCAGCCUCCAGCCUCAGCUGCUGAGCGAGGUAGCUGCAGUGUCCGUGGUGGCUAUUAGACGGGCAAGUCUCCUGCCUCUGCAUAUGCUGAGGCGCAGCAGUGUGCGGCCAGGCAUUGUGGUGCCCAAAGUGAUGCUCUGCAAAGCCCCGGUUCCGAACUUUAAACCUGAAAAACUCAGAAGGAACAGUAACCACAACCAGCUCCAGAUCCCAAAAUGGGACUACAAGAUGAAGAGAAUAGAGAGGAAGCAGCAGGAGGAGGAGAGGAAAAGACUGUUACCUCUGAUAAAGAAGAGAUAAGGGGAAAGGGGAGUGCAGCUGUAUGUUCACAUUAACUGAGAGAGCAGGACAUGACUUGCUGCAAGAGCUGGCUCUUUGAAAAAGUUGAAAAGUCAACUUGAUAAAUCGACUCUUUAAACGUGAACAUAACUGCUCACCUUCUUUUUUGUUUGCUCUGAUUGUCGACAUUGUUGAAAUUGUUGCCUUGUUUCUGAGUGCAUAUGCUUCAUUUGUGAGACAUAAUAUUUUAGUUUGAGGGGUUUGAGAGGAGAAAGACAAAGAUCAGCAACAGGACAUCAUGCUUAAUUGUACAGGACCCACAGGGUAAAAUGUUGAAAAAAGUUCAAUUUGGUGCAAAAUUUGCCAUAGAAGACCAUCAAGGGGCCAGAAAUAGGACUUGAAGAGGCGGGGAGGUGGCAGCCAGUCAGGAUUUCACAGGAUGGAGAGAAGAGCUUCGACACAGCCAAAUGCCGAUUGGUGGCUGACUGCUGCAGCACAUUUCCACAGGAAAGGAUCGCUGUGCAUGCAGGAGGAAGCCAAGACGCCAGUUUACACUGAUACAUGCUUGAACAGGUAUUUGCAAGUAAGAGCUUAUGAGCAGUGUAUGACAGCUGAGCUGAGGAACUGGCUCACGCAGGCUUUAUACAAGCUUUGUAGAGAACCAGAGAAGCAGAGCCAAAAAUAAACAGCUUAGCACAAGACUGUUGACUUUCAAAAUAAUCACUAGAUAGGCCACUGCUACUGUACGCUACUGUAUCCAUCAUUUGGAAUGGCAUUGAUGGAAAAGCAUUUACAAAUACAUAGCUAUGAAAAGUCAGUGAGGACAAAGUAUAACAUAUGGCAUGAGAAUGACACAGGUUUAUCUGUACUAUACAAUAGUAAUAUAAUAUAAUUUAAUAUUUUUAUAUUUUUC